Messenger RNA from Xyrauchen texanus (razorback sucker), 3773 nucleotides. RefSeq lists its product as uncharacterized. The transcript has 18 exons. Bases 175 to 3636 code for a protein of 1153 amino acids. The record is from RefSeq and is a predicted model, not a curated record. NCBI's taxonomy places the organism in Eukaryota, Metazoa, Chordata, Actinopteri, Cypriniformes, Catostomidae.
CCUCUCGCUGCAUCCUGCGGUGGACAUCCAACCCGGCCCACAUCCAAGUGUGACGUCAGAAGCCACCACGCCCAUGCCCAAAUUGGACACAUUCUCAUUAACGAAGAAGCAUCGAGAAGAGAAGACUAGAAGACGAAGGAGUACUACAAUUUUGAAAGCAAGUGAUUGUUUGCCAUGUCGCAUCCUACACAUUUUCAGUUCAAGCCUGUUGCAGAUCAAUACUGCCUGGAUGGGUGGUUUGAAUGUCCCUGCUGCAGUUUUAUGACUAAAGAGAAAUUCUCAUUUUCUAUUCAUCUUGAGAACCAUAUAAGUCAUGCAGUGGAGCAUGGAGGUUACUUCAUCUCAAAAUGCAACAAACUGUGCAGGACCACAGCCCAUUUUCACUGUCUGUACUGCAGCCAGACAGUAAUACGCAAGGAACAAUACAUAAGCCAUGUCUCCAAAUGCUCUAAGACAGAAGUACUUGCAGCACCUACCCUAUCUCCAGCUCUCUCUGUAGCUGCAUGCCCGACACCCUGUCCCCCAGCUACUGUAGUUACCAAGGCUCCAGUCUCUACCCCCCUUUCCUCUGAUCCUGGCUCCUUUGUACCAUUCCCACCCCCACAAAUACAAAGAAAGAGAGUGAUUUCUUUAGUUUCUAACUCCCUUACCUCUGAUCCUGGCUCCUUUGCACCACCCCCACCAAAAAUUCAAAAGAAGACAAACACAGUCAUGUGUCCUCAUUGUGGACUGUUACUUAACAGACGAAAUGUAAGGCUACACAUUCUGAGACGACAUACACCAAUAGAAACGGACAUUAGCGCUCUGAACCACCUUAAAUCACAGUGUGUGGAUUAUAGAAAUGGUGUCUAUGCAGUAGCCAAAGCAUUUUCAGCACCCAACACUCCAAUACACAUCAUCAGAAAGACGUGGGGCUCAGAACAAAGAACAACAUGUGAACUUGAUAUCUGCAGAAUUAAUACAGAAUUUGCAGAAAGAUCAAACAUCCGUUCCUAUGAGUGCCAUCACCUUCGAUCACUUGCAUACUGCCCACCAGCCGGAAGGGAGAUUUCCUUACUGACAGAGCAAGGUUUACAGACCAUGGUUGAUGAUAGGUGGUUUGGAAAGGACAAGAAGGAGAGAUGUUUGGCACGCCAGAGAGAGGCAAUUGACGCAGGAGUCCCUCUCUCCUGCCUAGUGACCGUUUGUGGGCCCAGCCAUAAAAAAUACAUUUCUGUGUUCGAGCCCACCAUUUCCUACUACAGCAGGCUUGGUCGAGUCAUGGUUACCUAUGAUGCCAAAACAAUUUCUUGGCAUUGUCCUUGUGCUAAACCAAGGCAGUCAUGCCUUCACAAAAAUGUUGCAAAGUGGCACCUAUUUGAAGUGGACAGGGCACUCUUCCGGAAAACCAGAAGUGUGGAGGAGGAUAGUAUUGCACAACACUUUCCCACCAAUGUGGAAGGUUUUGAGGCAGAGGAAGGAGCCCAGUACCCACCCGAAGGCCAGAAUCUGUCUCGGAUGGUUAGGUACAUCUUUGAUAAAAAGAAACUACCUGCAGUCAUCCCUUCAGAUGUGUUAAACUCUUGUAAUUUUCCUCUGAGCUUCACACCAUCUGAAGCCUUUUGCACAGAAUGUUCUGAGGUAAUUCCACUAAGUGAACCAUUGAUCAUCACAUCAAAAGCCAAAAUCCUGACGAUGACCAAUGUCAUAGAAGGAAUAUCAAUGUACAGGAAACAGUGCUACAGAUGUGGCAUGGUAUAUCGAUAUCAGGAGUGGUGUGAUGGUAUCUAUAAUUUUGACGACCACAUACUUCUGUCGAUACACUUGUGCCAUUUUCAUGCUAACAGUCUCCAGACUCACCAGGCUGUAGGAAGUGCAAUUGAGGUCUUGGAGAGGACCUCGGGUAAAGCCUUUCCUUCAAAAACAAGGAUACUGCAUGCCUACUUGAGUUUUGAGGCACUGUCCGACCACACCUACACUUUUGCAUGCGUAACGUGUGGUUACCAUCCAGUGUCCGUCGUAAUGGACCUUCAUAAGAAGGGUGUUUUUAGUAUGCCUGUGAGCAGCAUUGAGGAACCACCAGAGGAUUUUGAUGGAAAGGUGAAUGCUGAAGAUUUCUGGGAGCGUGUUUCUCUGGAAAUGAUCAGCCGUGGCUUAGUUCCAAACAAUGAGGCAAACCCCUUUGUGGUUCGUCCGAGCUACCAUAACUGGGCUCCAUGGAUUGGUCCUCACACAAGAAGCGGGAAUCAUCUUCUCAAUACAGAAUAUCAGAAGGUGCAUUCUCCUUAUAGUGUGAAGGAGGAAUCCGAGUUUACCCUCACAGAGGACCGGCUAACAGAUGAGCUUCUAAAACUCAAGAUAGAGGCAGUGCGUUCCUUAUGUAGGGAGUGUGGCAUCGACCCCAAGGGCUCGCGAAUGGACUUGGUUGGACGACUGCAGCAAGAAAUGAAAAACAGAGCCAGUUACGACAAGGUGUUUUCACAGAUCUGGGGAGCAUCUGGUGGAUGGGCUGUGGUUACCUGUCCUUGUGCUGUGGUCUAUGGGGUAAAAUUUAACAUCAGAGCUGAGAGCCCACGGGACUUCACAGACCUUUUGUUUUCAAUGAAACAUUUUCCAAAUAUUUCAUUGUAUGACUUUGCCAGAGGGUUGGCAACACACACUAACAUUAGAAAACCCGAAACCUUCCAUCCUCAUGGGGGCAGGCUGCUAGAGCCUACAGAGGAAAACAUCCAGCUUGCAAAUUCUGGGCAGAUAAAAGUGAACUUACCGUGGCUACUCACAGAAAAGUCAGUGCCAGAUGUAAAUGGCCACCCUAUAACAGGAUCAUCUGAUCAUUAUGCCCUAUAUGAUCGUUUCCAUGAGGCUAAUUCUAAGGACGCCAGGGAUACCUUGCGCAAGGUGGAACUGGUCCCGGAGUUGUGUGGUUGGCUCAAUAGCCAGUGUGCCGAACAGCUCUUCUCUGGAAUGAGAAAAAAUAACCAUUUUCUCAAUAUGAUGACUCCCUCCUCACACAUCUUUCUAAUGCGAAACAUCUUGCAUCACAACAACAUCAACAAAAACUCCCGAACCAUAGAGAACAUGAAGACGAGACUGGGCAUGGGAUUGGACAUAGUGUUAAAUUCCAAUGGUCAGACAGUGUUGGGUGCAGCCAUGGCUGUGAAUUCUCAAUCCUUCUCUUUUGAUACUGCAGCAACUGUUUCAGCAGAGUCAGUGCCCAGUCCAGCGUCCCCCGCUGCGCCCAGUCCAGCGUUCCCCGCUGCGCCCAGUCCAGCGUCCACCGCUGCGCCCAGUCCAGCGUCUCCCACUGCGCCCAGUCCAGCGUCCCUUGGCUUCUCAGGACUGAGUAAACCCUGGGAAAAAGAAUUGAAUCCUAUCCAGGACAAAUUGCUCAGCUAUGUUCUGGACACGAGUCGGCCUGGAGCGGAAAUUAUUAUAAAAGAAGGGCCCACAUGUCUCACCCGUGAAGAGUUUUGGAGCCUAGGGUUACAAAGAUACAUGGAUUCCCAGAUUGGGAAUGCCUGCUUUAAAUUGAUCCAUGAAGCAGCUCAGCAACACGGAAAAGACAUAUAUAUAGAGAACAUGUACGUAGUUCCUACAUGGAAGCAUACACCAAAUAACGUGGUUGGCAACUUUCCAAAAUCUUGCACAAAAAUUUGAUCCUGGGAGCUGGACUGAAAAGACUGGACAUGAUAUUGCGAGAUUGCCACACCAGAUCUGUGGAAAUGACUGUGGGAUUUUCAUGCUUAUGUAUACCCUUUGCAUUGUGACAGGUGUGGGGUUUGACUUCGAGGAGG